Messenger RNA from Diprion similis, 5984 nucleotides. It is a transcript of the gene Tmem131, whose product is annotated as transmembrane protein 131. Gene Ontology annotation, cellular component: membrane. The transcript has 23 exons. The record is from RefSeq and is a predicted model, not a curated record. NCBI's taxonomy places the organism in Eukaryota, Metazoa, Arthropoda, Insecta, Hymenoptera, Diprionidae. The coding region runs from base 151 to 5622 and encodes 1823 amino acids.
CUGGUAUUUGGUGACGAGAUAAGACCAACUGACCAAUAACCACAAUCGAUAUUGAAAAGUGUCGAUAGCAAUAUAGAAAUGGCUGACACAAGAUAUUCACUUCUGCUAGAGACGAAAUAGCAUCAGCACUAAAUAACACGAUAUACUAUUAUGAUUUGGAAUAAAGUAUGUUAUAAUUUUUUUUUUUUUAUAACUCUAGAAUUAGUGUCGAAAAUUUACCCGUCUUCGCACGGACACAAUAAUGCAUUUGUGCAAGCCAACAAUGAGGUCCAGUACCUUUUGGACAACAUUCCCCUGUCCAUGCACAAGGGAUUCUCUGGUUCAGUUGAGGAACAUAGGAAUUCGAUGUCAGAUGACAACACAGUCGAUGCGCUAUCAUACAUUCAAUUCAAACCAAGUAUAUUGGACUUCAAAGAAAGACAGCUUGGUGUACCGCAUCAAGAAACCGUGACCUUAUACAACAGGGAUUGUAACAAAACAAUUCAUGUCUCAUCAAUUUCUGGGAAUACACAGCACUUUCAUUCGUCUUUCUUCCAAGAUAAAGUAAUACCGCCCCUUGGAAAUACAACGUUCAAUGUUGUAUUCCUUGGUAGGGAAGAAGGUGAAAUCGAUAGCUAUCUGUUCAUUCAUACCUCGGACGGUACUCUAAAAUAUCAGGUUCGAGGAAUCAGUGUGAGCAGUCCAUAUCGAUUGCGACCUGUAGUAGGGAUCAAACUACCACUGAAUGCCUCCUUCACACCUCUCAUAUAUAUGCAUAACCCACAUCCUGAGCCCAUGCAGGUAGUCGAAGUCUACAGCAGCGGAGGUGAAUUCCAGCUUGAACUGCCGUCGGGACAAGCAGAAGGCCCCCGAGAAUUGUGGGAAAUACCUCCUUAUCAAACAAAACCUGUUAUCAGAUUACACUUCAAUGCGUAUACAGAAAAGAACCAUACAGCCUAUAUUAGGUUCAAGGUUAAUAAUAGUGCCGAAGUACUGGUAGUCGCAGUUGAAGUAGAAGUUGGCAGUGGAGCCGGACUUCACUGGGGUGGAAGUUCUGGAAUUUUUAAUUUGGGCAUGGGAGGAUCGCUCCAGCCUCCUACUCACUAUCCCAUAGUUCUGAAAAAUUCUGCUAAGAAGCCUGUAAAAGUGUUGAAUAUAAUAAGCACGCCCGUGUCAAAGGCAUUGAGAAUUAAUUUUGAACCAGUUGUGGUCCCAGGUGAAACAGAAGUACCAAUUACCGUUGGAACAUUGAUAUACGACUGGAAAGUUGGAUUAGAUUUACAACACUUGAAAGGAAAACUAGUUGUAAAAGGCAUCGGGCCUGGUGGCUCACCUCAGAAGCUAGCGAUACCCUGGAUGGCAGAAGUCUUAAUUGGCGGUCUGGAAGUAAACACGUCUGUAACGCAUUACUGUGCCCCGUAUUCCACACACCCUCGAAACUUUACUGUUGUGAACAAGUACAAAGUACCGCUAGCUAUAACCAAUGUGUCGCUAUCGCCAGAAGCAAAAACACUCUUCUCGAUCAAAGAUUUUAUUCCAAAAGUACUGAGACCGAAGCAGAAGACUAGUAUAUUCUCAUUGCAAUUAUCCAAUGAGAGGAAGUCUGAUAAUUUGAAACUUGAAUCCUCUCUACUAAUUCACUCAAAUGUUUCUAUAACAGAAGUACCAUUGUUAAGUUAUGAUGGAAAAGUGAAAAAAAUUAUACCAGGAGAGAAAGAAAAUGAUAAAGGCACAAUGAACUUUGGCACUGUCGGUAGCGGGACAGAAAAUGAAGCUAUUUUUGCAUUGGAAAAUCACAAUCCCAUUAAUGUUGAACUCCAUGGCUGGGGUGUGAACAUGCCUGGAGCUGUGUUGGAAUUAAUGGGAUGUCAAAAAGGACCAACUCAUUUGUUCAACAAAGGCGUUCGCAACAUAAGCGUUUGCAGUCAAAUUGGAAAUCAAAGCAUAAAACCAGGAUAUUUAGCAGUAUUUAAAAUUAAAGUAAAAACUGCUGCCGUUGAGGAAGAUACAAUAGUAGGAGAAGUUUUCGUAAGAACAACAUACGAACGCCUGACCGUACCUGUCUUCAUGCGUGUCGCUCAUGGGCGUAUUUCUGUAAAGAAACUCACUUUCACGGAUUGUUUUCCAGGAUCCAUUUGCAUCCAUCAAGUGAAAGUGCACUCAACAUUUGCAAGGCCGAUGGAAAUUACGUCAGUUGCACCAUUCCACAAGGAUGAGAGAUUAAAAUAUAUUCCACUGGAUGAGGCAUCUUUGCCUGUUAUAUCAAAAGGCGAUAAUCAUAUUGGAUCCAUCACAUUUGACUCGUCGAUUGCUUGCAAACAUCAUUGCUACUUGGGAUUGUCUCUCAACGCAAGCGCUGGUGCUCAGUGGCUAAAUACCUUGAGCCUUCCAUCGCAUACACGUGAUUCGGAUUUAAACCUAUUAAACACGCGUUACACACGUUAUUUAAACUCUACGGGUGGGGGAUCUUGGGAAAAUAUUACCAUGCGUUUGGACACUACAGAAGUAAGAGGUCACAGAUUUAGUGUAAAUAUAAAACAUUAUUGGCCAAGUCUUCUGGGUAAUACUGGUAACUCAAAGAACAAGAGUUCUUUAAUGUUUUCACUUACGCAAGUGGGUAACACUUCCUAUAGAACAAUAAAAAUUGAUAAUCCCAGUUCUAGUCCGUUGCUUGUGCAGCUGGUGCUAGAUUGGAGUUACCCACAAGGGAUGCGACUCUAUCAUUCUUUACCUAACAAGUUUAAGCCGAUCUGUUUAGAAUGUCCCAUGACGAUUCCCAGUGAGUUUAAAUUGGAAGAUAAUUCUGAGGAGAGACAACGGUUUGGAAAACAUUGGAAUGUCGCAGCACCGGCUCAAUCCCUGCCACUUUAUCUCGAUCCACACGAAUCUAAAACAAUACGAAUAUCCUACACUCCCUCGUCGGCCAGUUCGUCAUCAGCGCUUUUAUACAUCAGAAAUAAUAUGACGAUACUGGAAGUUUUGCGACUAGUUGGGCGUGGAGCACAUGCACAGUUCAAAUUUGGUAAUCGUAAGCCGGGAUCGAAUACACCGCUUCUUUUUGAGCUUGCUGAUAAGCACCUCAAGGACUGCGAGCGUGAAAGAUUGAGGCAAAGCCCGACACCAAAUCUAACAGUGAAAAGAUCUUUUACUGCAAGAAACACCGGUGAACUGCCAAUUGAUAUUCACGGAUUUUACAUCAGUGGAUUAUAUUGCGAAGGAUAUGGAUUCAAAGUAUUAAAUUGUGCAGCUUUUAAGUUGAAUCCAAAUGCAACAAAGAAAAUUGAAAUAGCUUUUACACCUGACUUUACACUCUCACGUAUUGAAAGAGAGUUACUCAUAUUAACGAGCUUAGGAACAGACAGUGUCCAGGUAGAGGGUGUCAAUGAAAGUGGGCUGGCUAAACUUUCUCUGUUAACUACUGUUCCUGCCCAUACCUUAGAAGCCUGUGCAGCUGUCAUAACAAGACCUUCUUGGGAGGAGCCUGUACAACUCGCUGCAAUUUGCCUUUCUACCAUAUUGCUAAUAUGUAUUCUUGCUAUUUCGUUUCUUGAAGCAGAUAGAAUUCUGCGUGGGGCAUUGGUUAAUUUAUCUAAAGGGGGUCCUAUACAGCCUCCUCUUGAUCUUAGAUUAUUAGCAAAUGUUUCGAUGGCAUCCACACAGAGUAAUGCUCUUGGCAAAGAAAAGAUGAGUAGCGACGAGCGGAAUAGACAAAGUAAAAAAGACGAGAUCUCACCAGAUUGGUCCAUUAUGAAUGUGAAGAAAACCAAGGAGAAAGAUACACAACGUGGAAUAAAAAUUCCAGAUUGGACACCAGACGAGGAACGACGAUUCAAAAUGGAUACUGAAUCGAAGGAAAUAUCGGCAGCCAAGAAAUUGGAAGAUCCGCCAAUUGUAGAAACUGCCAAUAGUAAUAGCAAUAACACAGCUUCCCUGGGAACUAAGAAAAGGAAUAAUAAGAAACAAAAUAACAAUCUAGAAUCUGUGCUGGUAGAGACUCUGGCACCACUUGGAACUGCGCCUAUACCAGACAUCCAGAUUAUACCAGAAAAAAAAAAUUCACUAAGUAGUUUACCAAAAUCGAGUCCUACUACAACCAAAAAGGGCAAACUGGCUCCGACAGCCAACACAGUUACACAUGCAACUGUUAAAGAAGAAGUAAAGAGUGUUGAAAACGAAGUGCAAGUCGAAAAUACAACACAAAUUCCAAAUAACAUUAGAGAAAGUAAAUUAGAGUCAAAAAAGAAGCAAGAAAUCAAUAGUAGUGGCGGACACGUUCAGGCUAACAAUCAUUAUAAAAAAUACGAGGCUUCAAGUAGCCAAAAAGUCAAUCAGUUUUCUGAAGAGGAGACGUCAUCUACUACGACAGAAAGUUCCGUUCACGAGGAUACAGUUCCAUAUAAGGAUUGCGAUCGUACAUACGUUAAACCUGAGAAACUUCAAAGAAAACCUUUGGUUAAAAAAGGAAAACCACAGAACAUACCGCCUGGACCAUCUAUAGAUUAUAGAGAUAAUUACGAAGGAGAUUGUGAUGAUGAUGAUUAUGAUAAAGAAAAACAGGACAAUCCGAAUCGCUGGAAAACUAGUACAACUCGUUCAAAUACAAAGCACCAUCAUCACCCUGCCCGAUGUAACACUGAGUCAUCCUUUAAACUAACUCGUCCGAGCAAAAAUCCGCCCCGGAAAGAAAAAGCUACUCAGAAACGCCGCGGUACUGAGAAGAACCAUCCAAAGUCUAAUUCGUUGAGAGCAACUUUGUCACAAAGGGAUGAGAGUAGACCUGUUCCACCUGCAAUCCCAUCUCCACUUCCACCACCACCAUCUUGCUGGGGUGAAAACAGAGCUAAAUUUAGUGAUGUUGUCGCCAGGAACCAAGACAGCAUUUCGAUCUUUGCCAAUGCUAAUAGUAUGCCAAAAAUUUAUUCAAAGUCGCUUGAAGUACCUAAUCCCUGCAACAUACAGACUGAGAUAGCGAAUAAUAGUCCAACGCAAACUGAGGAAGCACCUUGUAGCACUGUUGAGCUCAAGAUGAAUCCUAAAUUUGGUACUGCACAUCGAUCGUGCAAAGGUGACAAGUCUCCUGAUCAAGAACUUUUAUCGAUGCAGCCAAACAAUUGCCAUUCCAAUAGUUUCUUCAUCAACUCAUUUACAGAGCCGCCUUUUGAACCAAAAUUGGUGCCAUAUGAAUUACCAGAAACUGACGAACCUCUGGUCGAACUUGAAAGUCUCGAAGCAGGUUCAAGCUGUGGGUUAUGGGAUGAUGGCAGUGGAAUAAUAAAUUUAUUGAAUGAUAAGGGACCCAACUUUCAUGUCGAGCACUCAAAGUCAGAAGAGAAAACCCCAAACUUGUCCGAUGCAUUGAAGGAUAAUUGGGUUACAGUAGAAACAAAUUGGGAACCACUUUACACACGAGGAGCAGUUGGAGAAGAGCGAAGUGGAGUUUGGGGUGUUAACACAGGUGGUGUGUGGGCAGCUGCACCAUGGGGAGCUCCGACACCACCAACAAACACGCUGCAGCCUUCUACAACAUUGCAAGAAAUAAAACAGGAUAUUCCGGAUCGCUCUGGUUUUGAUCCGUUUCGAUCUCUCAGCACCAUUUGGACACCAUCGUCAACAGAUCCAUGGAAAUCAAAUCUUCAAAAGUAAAUGUUAAUGAUUACAUUUCAUUUUCAUAUUAUUUUCUAACAAAUUAUGGAUUCGUUAUGUUAAUCGUACCCAUCAAUUCACACUUUUUUAAACAAUACAUUUCGGUCAAAGUAGGUAAGUCAGAUAAUCUCGUUUCUUUUAAUUGUUCAUUUUAUUUAAUCAGUCGGCUUUCUAAUACCGUAUUGUUCCGAGUAUAAGCCAACCCCGCAUAUAAGACAACCCCCAAUUCUGAGACAGUAUUUCAGGAUGUUCUUCUUAGUUACUCGUACAUAAGACGGGACUGCGUAUAAAACAAAAACGAUUUUGGGGAGUGCUAUCAACGUCAAAACACCUCGACUUAUAUUUGGAACAGUAUGGUAUUU